Oryzias melastigma (Indian medaka) is the source of this 2207-nucleotide messenger RNA. It is a transcript of the gene nop56, whose product is annotated as NOP56 ribonucleoprotein homolog. The transcript is spliced from 12 exons. NCBI's taxonomy places the organism in Eukaryota, Metazoa, Chordata, Actinopteri, Beloniformes, Adrianichthyidae. Gene Ontology annotation, cellular component: box C/D methylation guide snoRNP complex; small-subunit processome. Gene Ontology annotation, molecular function: snoRNA binding. The coding region runs from base 119 to 1840 and encodes 573 amino acids. The record is from RefSeq and is a predicted model, not a curated record.
GGAGGAGUCGGUCUAAUCUCGCGAGAUUUGAGUCACAUGAAAGUUUCCAGCUCCGUCUUUUUCAAGUGUCGAAGCAGCGGAGCAGACACGUUGUGCGCCGCUGCGAAGAUUUGUCAUCAUGGUUUUGCUGCACGUGUUGUUCGAGCACGCGGCGGGCUACGCGCUGUUCGCCGUGAAGGAGGUGGAGGAGAUCGGCAUGCUUCUCCCUCAGGUCGAGGAGAGCGUGCUGAGCAUCGGAAAAUUCAACAGCAUGGUUAGCUUGGCUGCAUUUUUCCCCUUCAAGUCCGCCCAGGCCGCCCUGGAGAACAUCAAUGCCAUUUCUGAAGGUGUGGUUCAUGCUGAUCUGAAGCUGUUCCUGGAGACGAACCUCCCUCUAUCUGGAAAGAAGAAAGCUUCUUUAGGGGUUUCUGAUGCCAAAAUCGGAGCUGCUCUACAAGAAGAACUGAAUGUCUCUAUACAAACUGGUGGAGUGGUGGCUGAAAUAACUAGAGGUAUUCGCCUUCACUUCCACUCUCUAGUGAAAGGUCUGACCUCGCAGGCCGCCUCCAAGGCACAGCUGGGUCUCGGUCACAGCUACUCCAGAGCGAAGGUGAAGUUUAACGUGAACCGGGCUGAUAACAUGAUCAUCCAGUCCAUCGCUUUGUUGGAUCAGCUGGACAAAGACAUCAACACUUUCUCCAUGCGUGUUCGCGAAUGGUAUGGCUACCACUUCCCGGAGCUGAUCAAGAUCGUUUCAGAGAACUCCAUGUACUGCCGCCUGGCCCAGCUCAUCGGCAACCGGAAGGAGCUCACAGAGGAGAAGCUUGAGAGCCUGGAGGAGGUGGUGAUGGACAGUGCCAAAGCUCAGGCCAUUCUGGAGGCGUCGCGCUCCUCUAUGGGGAUGGACAUCUCCCCGAUUGACCUGAUCAACAUUGAGAGGUUUUCCAACCGUGUCGUAUCCCUGGCUGCAUAUCGCCAAGGCCUGCAGGAGUACCUGCGCUCUAAGAUGUCGCAAGUCGCUCCAAACUUGGCGGCCUUGAUUGGAGAAGUGGUCGGAGCCAGGCUGAUCUCUCAUGCUGGAAGCUUAACUAACUUGGCCAAGUAUCCGGCAUCAACCGUUCAGAUCCUGGGAGCGGAAAAGGCCCUGUUCAGAGCUCUGAAGACCCGUGGUAACACCCCCAAAUAUGGCCUCAUCUUCCACUCCACCUUUAUCGGACGAGCUGCAGCCAAGAACAAAGGCCGCAUCUCCAGAUAUCUGGCGAAUAAAUGUACCAUCGCGUCCCGCAUCGACUGUUUCUCUGAAUUACCCACAAGUGUUUUUGGAGACAAGCUGCGCGAGCAAGUGGAGGAGCGUCUGUCUUUCUAUGAGACUGGCGAGGUGCCUCGGAAAAACGUGGAUGUCAUGAAGGAAGCAGUGAAAGAGGCUACUGAUGUUGCUUCUGAAAUCAAACGCAAACUGGAAAAGAAGGAAAAGAAACGCCUAAAACGAGAGAGGAAAUUGAAAAAACUUGAAGCGAAUGGAGAAGCCAACGGGGAUGCUGAGGGUGAUGAUGACGAAGGAGCUGAGGAGACUCCAGCCAAGAAGAAAAAGAAAAGGAAAUCUGAGGCCGAGGUAGAGCAACCUGAAGCUGAUGAAACGGAGCAAGCAGAUCCUCCAAAGAAGAAAAAGAAAAGAAAAUCAGAUGCAGAUGGUGUAGAAGUCAAAGUGGAGGAACCUGAAGACAAUGGUACAGAGCAGGCAGAUCCUCCAAAGAAGAAAAAGAAACUGAAAAUUGAGAAAGUGGAUGAAGAGCCAGCCAUAGAAACCCCAGAAAUGCCCGUUUCUGGAAAAAAGAAAAAGAAGAAAGAUGCUGCGGAGUAGAGAUUAGUUUUCCUUUUUUGUUUUUUGUACAGUGUUUUUCAUUUUUCGAAGUUCAGUGAGUGGAAGGAGGAUUUCCCUCGGUUUUGGUAACUGUAGAUCAAGUUUGAUGGUAAAUAAAAUGAUUUGUGCCUUAAGGUCAGUGCGGAUUAAAGUUUCAUUUAAACUGUAAAUAAAAGUCAAAAGCCUCAUUUUCCUUUUUUCAUUGUAGUUUUGGUGCUUAUGUUUGAUCAAGUCUUCAAAACUGUGUCCGUGUGGCUCAGUUUUAACUGCGUUUUAUGUGAAAUUGUUGCAUCGUCUACACCUAUCGCUGCAAUUAUAUACUGUGACAAUGCUUUCAAUAAAAACCGCCCAUUUCAAAUGCACUUCA